This is a messenger RNA of Capsicum annuum, 828 nucleotides long. RefSeq names its product probable prefoldin subunit 2. The coding region runs from base 217 to 651 and encodes 144 amino acids. Gene Ontology annotation, biological process: protein folding. The transcript has 3 exons. The record is from RefSeq and is a predicted model, not a curated record. Gene Ontology annotation, molecular function: protein folding chaperone. NCBI's taxonomy places the organism in Eukaryota, Viridiplantae, Streptophyta, Magnoliopsida, Solanales, Solanaceae. Gene Ontology annotation, cellular component: prefoldin complex; cytoplasm.
UAAUUUAAAAAACUCAAAACCCUCACUUAAUUGGUAAACUUAUUUGUCCCUUUUAAUCAAAUACUCCCCUUUCUCCCUCUCCAUCGAAACCAUUGAAGCAGCAGUGCAGUGGUUGCCUUCCUCCAUCGAAACUCCGGCGACGCUUCGAGUGUCCAUGGCACAAGAAAGACAUUAUAUGUGACUGGGUAAACCAUUCGAGCAGUAUGUUUUCUUGCUAUGGCUUCUAAAGCUGAAGAACCAAUCAAUGAGCAAGCAAUAGCCAACAUAUACAGUGCUAUGAGGUCUGAGAUCACCCAGAUUUAUUCUAAAAUUACAGAACUAGAAAUGGAAGUUAGUGAGCACUCUCUUGUGAUAAAUGCUAUACAACCACUUGAUCCUGCAAGGCGGUGUUAUAGGAUGAUUGGAGGUGUUCUUGUAGAGAGAACCAUCAAGGAAGUCCUGCCUGCUGUUCAACGCAAUAAAGAGGGAAUCGAGGAAGUUAUAGCUCGACUGAAUGAAGCCUUGGAGAAAAAGAAAAAGGAGAUAUCUGACUUUGAGGCCAAGUAUAAGAUUAGAAUCAGAAAGCCUGAUGAAGUAAAGGAGGAGGGCGGUCGAAAGGAAGGCUCUGCACAAGGAGUCCUUGUUGGUCCUGCUGCUGGGUCAAAUGAAUAGACAGACCUGUCUAGUUUUCAAAUUCCAUUUUGAGGUACUUUGUUGAAUAUGGUCAAGGAACUGUAGUACUUUAGUAUUAUCUCUACUGUGUGAUCUAUCAUGUUCAUUUAGCUUACGCAGCAAGGACUCGGAGCUUUUUUUGUUUCUUAUGAUGGAAUCUAUUUUCCCUUUUGGAGA